This is a messenger RNA of Emericellopsis cladophorae, 411 nucleotides long. RefSeq lists its product as uncharacterized. The transcript has a single exon. Bases 1 to 411 code for a protein of 136 amino acids. Lineage: Eukaryota; Fungi; Ascomycota; Sordariomycetes; Hypocreales; Bionectriaceae. The record is from RefSeq and is a predicted model, not a curated record.
AUGAGUGCAGACACAGAUGAGCACGAAGGUGCCAUCUGCCACAUCGAGCACUACGCCAAUAUCUAUGACUUUGCAAGCAGAUGGGGCGUCCUGAAUUACACAAAGGAGACACCUGUGGACCAACUUGAGAACCGCUUCAUGGGAAAGCUGUUUAUCAACCCGAGAGCGGGCCACCAGUUCAAUCAGCACUACCUCGACAGCAUCUUUCCUCUAGAUCCAACUCUGCGAUUCACACGCGACCCGGAAGACGGCGAUUUCAUGGAGAUGGACGCCAUGCCUGAUAGUAGGGGCGACAGAGCCGGCAUGGAUCAUCGCGAGCCAUGGGACAAAUCCAAGGGCAGCUAUACGAAGAAGAUGCGGGACGUAAGCCGGCUGUGGCAAUACCGCAAUGGUCGCAGGCUAGUUGAUUAA